Messenger RNA from Pygocentrus nattereri (red-bellied piranha), 2758 nucleotides. RefSeq names its product ring finger protein 214 (gene rnf214). The record is from RefSeq and is a predicted model, not a curated record. Lineage: Eukaryota; Metazoa; Chordata; Actinopteri; Characiformes; Serrasalmidae. Bases 115 to 2049 code for a protein of 644 amino acids. The transcript has 16 exons. Gene Ontology annotation, molecular function: ubiquitin-protein transferase activity.
ACAGUUUUAACUUAGAUUAUAUUUUUAUCCUAUAUCUAACAUCAGGAAACGUAUACGAUCCUUCUAUAUUGGAGGCUUUUAUUUUCCUGACAUUCACCGCUUUCACUCCUACACAUGGAGAGCGACGCGCAGACGGAGUGGAGUUUGGCUUUAGGGGGCGACUUAGUCGCCGGCGACGAGCCUGUGUGCGCCCCUUUCUGGUCCGUCCGCGCUCCAGCCACUCUGUGGCCAGUUCCGGGUCUUCUAGGUGCUCCAGUAGCCGAAGAGGACGCGUCGCCGGGCCGCUGCGAGCUCGCCGCUAUGCCCAAAGCGCAGGACCAGGACACCCAGACUGAAGACUGGACAGAGGAGAAAGGCUCCAACACUAGCGAUGACUGGGUUGCUGUCAUGCGCUCUAUAGAUGAGUACAGCUCCAGGCUGCAGUCACAGUACGAGUCUCUGUUGAAGCAGGAAGAUACUGACCAGACUGGACACGCGCUCCUCCUCGAGAGUCUGAAGAAAACGAGGGAUGAAAAGAAACGGCAGCACCAGAUUCUGCUCGAUAAGAUCGAGUCACUGCAGGUGAAGCUGGAACUGAACAGCAGUAAGACCACCCGGAAAAACUUCUCCGCAAAGCUAGAAGAAUUGACCGCAGAGAGGGACCGACUGGCAGAGGGGAAGAGAAGGUUGACUCAGGAGUUGGAGGAGGCAGACAGGAAGCUGAAGCAGCUUACUGAGGAGCAAAACAACGAGAAACUUUCCUGGGAACAGGAGAUAGCUGAUCUGCAGGAGAGGAAAGAGAGACUUUCAAAACAAGUGGAAGAAGACAGUCAGAUGGCUCUAAAAGACGAGGUACAAGCUCUGGAAUCUCAGAGAUUGUUGGCGAUUGCUCACGUGGAAGACUGGCUAGCAGAAGCUGAAAGAUACCUGAGCAACCUCAGGAUGGAACAAACACCACAGCAUGGCCGACAGCGGAUAGAGUGGGAGAAAAAUGUGGUGAUUGUGCGAAACAGCCUGACUAAACUACAGAAUAUGUAUAAUGAAAACAUUAAGCUUCUACAGAGUGGACAGCAGCUGAACAGUUUACCCCCAGUGUCCUUGCCGUCACUGCCUGUUGUGCCCACGAUUGAGUUGUUCAUGAGUCCACUCAGAAACCUAAUGCAGAUGGCGUAUUACGGUGGUCCUAUGGUUCGUAUCCCUCCUCCCAGCGAGUUCCACCUCGCUGGUGCCCCGGCCCACAGAGUCACCCCUCCGCUCUCUUAUAGCUCGUCCCAAAACCAUUCAGCUUCCACCAUGACGUCUUCAUCACACGCAGUCAGACCGAAGCCCCAGCUGUCCAUGCCCACAAGUUUACCCCCGCAACCCCCCUUCCGCAUGCCCGUCAUGCCUUCAGCUCACCCCCUACCCCCCCCACACACCUUACCACAUACCAUCGCACCCGCUGGGACCCACGGCGGCCCUGGACCUGCUCAAGUCUCCACAGCAGCAACUCACAUUGCUGUUUCCACAGCAACAGCUCAGGCAGCGGGUUUGCCAGCCCAGGCAGCAGCAGGACGGCAGCAUGGGACCCUCACAGCUGCCCCCGCCCGAAAUGCCUCCUCCUACACUGUCCUGGAGAGACUGGAGAGACAGUUCCCCCAGUGCACCAGACCUCAGCUGAUGAGUGUGCUGCAGCAGAUUAAGAGUGAGCGUGGCACUAUGGCUGGCAUGUCCAUAGACAAGGUCAUGCAACAGGUGUCCCAGAGACUGGCCCAGAACGACCGCCCGCCUCCAGGCCCUAUAGCUCCUCCUGGUUCUCGCGUCUUUGCUGGUCCUCUUGGUCCAGUCCAGAGGCCUUCAGUCCAACCUAUGGCCGUGCAUCCCCCUAUCAGAACCUCCAGUGCCUCUGUCUUCCAGCCAAGACCCGCACAGGCUCCACCAGUGCGUAAGCUGUGUUUGAUGUGUCAGAAUCAUGUUGAACCUGGAACCCAGUACAACACAAACUGCCCUCACACGCUUCACAAAGAGUGCAUCAGUGUGUGGCUGAAGUCCAGCAAGGACCACUCCUGCCCCUUCUGCCCCAGCAAAUGAGCGACUGUAAGACUUGAUGUUUAGUUGACGUUUAGUAAGUCAGGACAGUCAAAGAUCUGCAAUAUUAAAGAUUCUGGUUGUUUCUUUUUUUCUUUUUUUUUCAACCUUACAACUCACCAGCCCUGCUCAUAUUCAUCUUUGUUUCCUAUACAGUCGUAUGUAAAAGUUUAGGCAGCCCUUUUUGAAAAUUCAUGAUUUGUUUUUUAAAAGUUAAACAAACUUCUGCACGGAUAAAGCACAGUCACCGUUCAUUUUGCUGAGUGUAACAUCGUCACGAGACAAAACACAAAAUGUGGCCUGUGCAAAAGUUCUAGCACGUGCUGUAUUGUUUCCUGUAGGUAACACUUGAACUAAUUUUCAAUUAGAAAAUCAACAAACCUUAACAUGGAGCAGCUGUUCACUGUGUUCUGUUCAUAGCUUUUGUGCCAUUUCUGUGGCUCUCUGGGUAACCAGAAAGGGCAUAUCAUUAACAGAAACUGAUAAACUGGUGGCUGCUCCUGAAUAAUGGGAUGUUACCAAAGUGGUAAAUUAAAGUUGCUUUAAGAUGGGAUGAGACGUUUAAUCGUAAAAGUUAAAGAAGACUGGAUGUGGUUUAAUUUCAGUACGAAAGACUCUGUUCAUAAAAAUGUAAUAAUGACUAUCUUUUAUAAUGUUUUCUAUUACACCUUUGUUAUUUUUUAAAUUAACGACAAUAAAUAUUUAAAAGUUG